GGGAUUAAAAUAAUUUAAUUAUGCAGUUUUACAGCCUCUAAUGUUCCCAUAAUUGUGUGCACGGCGUCAGUUCCAGAGAGCUCAGAACAGCAUGCAUAGCAACACAGUCUGCUAAUCAGAAGUUACAGACAGCUGGAUUUCAUGAUAUCAGAACCAUCUUCCGCAGCUGUGAAAUGUGUGGUAUCUGGGCUUUGUUUGGCAGUGAUGAGUGCCUGUCAGCUCAGUGCACCAGUGCCAUGAAGAUCGCUCACAGGGGCCCUGAUGCCUUUCGCUUUGAGAAUGUUAACGGCUUCACCAAUUGCUGUUUUGGCUUCCACCGGUUGGCUAUCGUGGACCAGCUGUAUGGCAUGCAGCCCUUACGCGUCAAGAAGUUUCCCUUCUUGUGGCUCUGCUACAACGGAGAGAUUUACAACCAUCACACGCUGAGGAAGCAGUUUGGGUUCGAUUACCAGACUAAAGUGGAUGGUGAGAUUUUGCUGCAUCUGUACGCCCACGUUGGGAUCCAGAAGAUGGCUUCUCUCCUGGAUGGUGUGUUUGCUUUUGUUCUGCUGGACACUUCCAACAGAAAAGUCUUUCUGGGAAGAGAUACGUAUGGUGUCCGGCCUUUGUUCAAACUCCUCACAGACGAUGGAUUCCUCGCAGUCUGCUCAGAAGCCAAAGGCCUUAAAGACAUUACCCAUGGCACCCCUGCCAACAUCGUCCCCUUUCCCCCUGGGCACGUUGAACUCUUUGAUUUGAAGCAGAACGGCAAAGUUCGGUUCAUUCAAAUGGACCAAUUUCACUGCUGCACAAAAGAGCCUGCUCAUGCCAUCUACGACACCGUGGAGAGACUGCCUACAAGUUUUGAUGAGGAAACAGUAAAAAUCAACAUCAGGACCCUGUUUGAGAAUGCCGUAAGGAAACGUCUCAUGGCUCAAAGGAGAAUUGGCUGCCUUCUGUCAGGUGGUCUGGACUCCAGUUUGGUUGCUGCUACACUGGUGAAGCUGGCUAAGGAGGAGAAGCUGAAGUAUCCCAUCCAGACAUUUGCAAUCGGGUCAGAGGACAGUCCAGAUAUCAUCGCUGCUCGCAAGGUUGCAGCUCACAUUGGCAGUGAACACCACGAGGUGAACUUCACUGCAGAAGAAGGCAUCCAAGCUUUAGAGAAUGUCGUCUUUCACCUGGAGACCUAUGACAUCACCACCAUACGUGCCUCUGUUGGUAUGUAUUUGAUUUCAAAGUACAUCAGGGAGAAGUCAGACAGUGUGGUGAUCUUCUCUGGAGAGGGUUCUGAUGAGCUGUCUCAGGGAUACAUUUACUUCCACAAGGCUCCCACUGCGACAGCAGCUGCAGAGGACAGUGUUCGACUGAUGAAGGAACUCUACCUGUUUGAUGUUCUCCGGGCUGAUCGCACCACUGCUGCACAUGGUCUGGAGCUCAGAGUGCCUUUCCUGGACCACAGGUUCACAGCAUACUACCUUUCUCUGCCUGAGGAGAUGAGGACGCCUAAGCAUGGAGUGGAGAAGCAUCUUCUGAGGGACUCCUUCAAAGGUCUCAACUUGAUCCCUGAUGAGAUCCUGUGGAGGCGCAAAGAAGCCUUCAGUGACGGUGUGAUGUCUGCCAAGAAGUCCUGGUACACCUGCCUGCAGGAGCACAUAGAGUCUGUGGUGAACGAUGACCAGAUGGAGAAGGCUCAGAAGAUGUUCCCUCACAACCCUCCACACACCAAAGAGGCCUACUACUUCAGACAGGUGUUUGAGAAGCACUACCCGGGCAGAGCUGAGUGGCUCUCCCAUUACUGGAUGCCUCGCUGGAUCGACGCCACCGACCCGUCAGCCCGGACCCUGUCUAUCUACAAGCCAGACAAAGAUCAAUGAGCGGUUCUGGAACAGCUGUGUGCCUCUGUCUUUCAGUCAGCAAUAUGUUGGCCUUCAUCAUGUGCCACUUUUCAAACUCCUAUUAAAUUGAAUGAGUUACACUGAGCUUGUCUUACCCUUCAUGAAGUAUGUCACACUGUGAUAGAGUUUGUCACACUUUAAUUUAGCAGUACUUGUCAGACCUGCUGUUUUAGGGAGUUCCAGUUAUUCAUAAAGGAAUUUUUUAAAUAUAUUUUCCAUAGCUGCUAGACUAAUAUGUGUGCUCCAGCUAUCAUUUCAUGUUUGAUGCGCAUUUAUCCAGUGUGAGCACUUUUGUACAGCCUGACAGUAGAAAAUUGACUUUAAGCAUAAAAUGAAUGCUAAGAAUGGGAGGAGCUGUACUAUAUGUGCAGGGGAAUCACUCACCUCUGGCCACGCAGGUGCCCGUCAACACUGUCAAGUACGGCUAAUACAACUCAGCCUGUUUGUUUUCUGCAGUCGACUGUACUAUGCAGCAUGUGUCAUCGAUUUGUGAUACCUGUGUGGUAGCCAAAAAAAUGUAUUCAUUCUGCUACAGCUAAAUCUGACGAGCUCCAUCAAAGUCAUAGUUAAUACUUCCUGAAAGUUUAGGUUAAACUGAUGUCACGUUUCUAUCUGCACUGUAUUUUAAUUCCAUACAACUUUUUUUUUUUUAUGUUUUUAGUCCAUUUACUACAAAUGUUUUUUUUCUUUACUGUUAACCAUUUUCCAAAAGCAUGCUAUUUGUCAUUAGUUGUAUUUACGACCUUCCAGCCAGCCAUUGUCUUCCCUUCAUUUCAUUACUCUGAUGAAAAUGAACUGCAGAGAAUUGAAACUUGUUUGAGAUAAGUAAUCCAUCACCUCAUUAUGUUUUUGAUACUGUAAGAUAUUAUUCAUAUUGUAUAUUACAGUACCAAAUCUGUCUGAGCAGCUGCAGUCUGCCUGUAAAACCUACCUGGACGAGCUGCUCACCCAACUAAAACAGUCGCAGGAGUCUGAGCCUUAAUGCCCCACCGUGAAGGGUUACAUAAUGUUACACUGGCUUAACUGUUUUGUUUUUUCAAGGCCACCUCAGUCUUGCAUUUUAAAGGACUAUCCUGAUGUAGGAUCAGAGAGUGGGGCGUUUUCUUCAGUCUCGACACUGUAAGAACAAAGUACAAUAGCUUCAGACUGUCACUUCACACAUUCAGCCUGUUUGCAUUAGAUGCCUAUUUGGGGGGAAAAAAAGCAUGUCAGUGUUUUCUCACACGUUUGUAUUGUUGUGUAGGGUUUAACUUCUAACUGAUUAUUUAGAGCUGCUAACACCAAAAAGGCUGAUGCUCCAGCUUGUUGACUAGUACAUUAUGCGAUCUGUGUGGUGUGAAGGACAUCUUUACAGUUCUUCAUGGGUAGAGGUGACUCACAUGUGAAUACUGUCAGUGACACUGGCAUGGCUUUUCACACUGAUUAAUGCCAUCGCUGCUGUUUAUUCACUGUGAAUAAGGUCUUCGGUUCGGACUGGCUAUGCAAACACAUUUUGUGUGUGUGUGAGAGAGAGAGAGAGAGAGAGAGAGAUAAUGUUGAAGUUGCGGUCACGUGAUCAGUGUCAGUGAGAUAUUAGAGUGAACUACAGCAAAUUGGCAAAUUCUGCCUGUCAAUACGCUGUAAUUCAAUAAGCGUUAAGUACAGAGUUUAACCCUGAUGUUCCGAAAAAAUAGAACAUUGUAAUCUUCAUAGUUCUGAAAUUAAUUUAUUUCAGGGCUGUUAUAUUGAAUUGUUUAAUAUUUUAGUUCUGCAAUUUUGUCCACUUGCAACAAUUUCAUGAUCUGUCUGACUGGCUUCCUACUCAUCCCUGCUAUUACAUACUAAUUGCUGCUAAAAUAAAUGGACCUCCUGGCGCUGA
This is a messenger RNA of Micropterus salmoides (largemouth bass), 3732 nucleotides long. RefSeq names its product asparagine synthetase (gene asns). Lineage: Eukaryota; Metazoa; Chordata; Actinopteri; Centrarchiformes; Centrarchidae. The transcript is spliced from 12 exons. The record is from RefSeq and is a predicted model, not a curated record. Gene Ontology annotation, cellular component: cytosol. Gene Ontology annotation, molecular function: asparagine synthase (glutamine-hydrolyzing) activity. The coding region runs from base 174 to 1853 and encodes 559 amino acids.